CUCGUGGGUGUGGGCUUCUGUGCGGGCUUCCUCCUUUCAGUAUCGAAAAAUCGAGCUCGAUUUUCGUACUCUGGUUUUGGACGAGUGUAGCUACAUUCUAAGUCCAUGUUUUCUUUUCCAUUUCAUCGUUCUCACACGUGCACGUGUUCUUUGCCGGACAUGCCUUCUUCUUUCUCUUCCGAAUUCUAUCCUCUUCACAUGCGCGCAUGUUCCGGCUUUCUCUUCUUCUAUUUCUCUUCUGCUUCUCCUCCAGUUCAUGGACUUCGACAUAUCGGCGAGGGUGAUCCCAUAAAUCGUCGAAAUGUUCGUUUCAUAAUCGAUUGCUAGACGCGAAUACGGGAAGGAUAGGAAGAACACUCACACCUUUGUCGGCGGGCAGAGACGUGGUGUUCUCGGGCGCGAAUAAAAGUCCUACCGAUAUGGACUACGUUUGAUUGCUAAAAACGAAUAAAUGACCGGUCGUGCUAGUGAGUCGGUUUAUGUGCUGCCGAGUAGUGUGGUUUGCUAUCCGUAAGAGUGGACUGACCCUCCUCCAGUUAGCCGCCUGAUUUCUUGGUUAGUGCAUAGGACGCCGCGAACGCGAAUUUAAAGUAGAGUCACCGUUCUUCUAACACUCACGGGAGUGUUCGGGCGCGAUUAAAAGUCCUACCGAUAUGGACUACGUUUGAUUGUUAAAAACGAAUAAAUGACCGGUCGUGCUAGUGAGUCGGCUUAUGUGCUGCUGAGUAGUGUGGUUUGCUAUCCGUAAGAGUGGACUGAUCCUCCGCCAGUUAGCCGCCUGAUUUCUUGGUUAGUGCAUAGGACGCCGCGAACGCGAAUUUAAAGUAGAGUCACCGUUCUUCUAACACUCACGGGAGUGUUCGGGCGCGAUUAAAAGUCCUACCGAUAUGGACUACGUUUGAUUGUUAAAAACGAAUAAAUGACCGGUCGUGCUAGUGAGUCGGCUUAUGUGCUGCUGAGUAGUGUGGUUUGCUAUCCGUAAGAGUGGACUGAUCCUCCGCCAGUUAGCCGCCUGAUUUCUUGGUUAGUGCAUAGGACGCCGCGAACGCGAAUUUAAAGUAGAGUCACCGUUCUUCUAACACUCACGGGAGUGUUCGGGCGCGAUUAAAAGUCCUACCGAUAUGGACUACGUUUGAUUGCUAAAAACGAAUAAAUGACCGGUCGUGCUAGUGAGUCGGCUUAUGUGCUGCCGAGUAGUGUGGUUUGCUAUCCGUAAGAGUGGACUGAUCCUCCGCCAGUUAGCCUCCUGAUUUCUUGGUUAGUGCAUAGGACGCCGCGAACGCGAAUUUAAAGUAGAGUCACCGUUCUUCUAACACUCACGGGAGUGUUCGGGCGCGAUUAAAAGUCCUACCGAUAUGGACUACGUUUGAUUGCUAAAAACGAAUAAAUGACCGGUCAUGCUAGUGAGUCGGUUUAUGUGCUGCCGAAUAGUAUCGUUUGCUAUCCGUAAGAGUGGACUCACCCUCCGCCAGUUAGCCGCCUGAUUUCUUGGUUAGUGCAUAGAACGCCGCGAACGCGAAUUUAAAGUAGAGUCACCGUUCUUCUAACACUCACGGGAGUGUUCGGGCGCGAUUAAAAGUCCUACCGAUAUGGACUACGUUUGAUUGCUAAAAACGAAUAAAUGACCGGUCAUGCUAGUGAGUCGGUUUAUGUGCUGCCGAAUAGUAUCGUUUGCUAUCCGUAAGAGUGGACUCACCCUCCGCCAGUUAGCCGCCUGAUUUUUUGGUUAGUGCAUAGAACGCCGCGAACGCGAAUUUAAAGUAGAGUCACCGUUCUUCUAACACACUCACGGGAGUGUUCGGGCGCGAUUAAUAGUCCUACCGUAAUGGACUACGUUUGAUUGCUAAAAACGAAUAAAUGACCGGUCGUGCUAGUGAGUCGGCUUAUGUGCUGCCGAGUAGUGUGGUUUGCUAUCCGUAAGAGUGGACUGAUCCUCCGCCAGUUAGCCUCCUGAUUUCUUGGUUAGUGCAUAGGACGCCGCGAACGCGAAUUUAAAGUAGAGUCACCGUUUUUCUAACACUCACGGGAGUGUUCGGGCGCGAUUAAAAGUCCUACCGAUAUGGACUACGUUUGAUUGCUAAAAACGAAUAAAUGACCGGUCGUGCUAGUGAGUCGGCUUAUGUGCUGCCGAGUAGUGUGGUUUGCUAUCCGUAAGAGUGGACUGAUCCUCCGCCAGUUAGCCUCCUGAUUUCUUGGUUAGUGCAUAGGACGCCGCGAACGCGAAUUUAAAGUAGAGUCACCGUUCUUCUAACACUCACGGGAGUGUUCGGGCGCGAUUAAAAGUCCUACCGAUAUGGACUACGUUUGAUUGCUAAAAACGAAUAAAUGACCGGUCAUGCUAGUGAGUCGGUUUAUGUGCUGCCGAAUAGUAUCGUUUGCUAUCCGUAAGAGUGGACUCACCCUCCGCCAGUUAGCCGCCUGAUUUUUUGGUUAGUGCAUAGAACGCCGCGAACGCGAAUUUAAAGUAGAGUCACCGUUCUUCUAACACACUCACGGGAGUGUUCGGGCGCGAUUAAUAGUCCUACCGUAAUGGACUACGUUUGAUUGCUAAAAACGAAUAAAUGACCGGUCGUGCUAGUGAGUCGGCUUAUGUGCUGCCGAGUAGUGUGGUUUGCUAUCCGUAAGAGUGGACUGAUCCUCCUUCAGUUAGCCGCCUGAUUUCUUGGUUAGUGCAUAGAACGCCGCGGACGCGAAUUUAGAGUAGAGUCACCGUUAUUUUAACACUCACGGGAGUGUUCGGGCGCGAUUAUAAGUCCUACCGGGGACUUCGGUUUAUGGAACGUCGAUUAUUUGAUCACGCCGGUCACGCGAACUUUAGAGUAGAGUCACCGUUAGCCCGUGGGUCCCCAGAUGCAGCAACCUCCAAGCGGUGGGACCUGGGUCGGUAAUACUUGCGAAAUAUUGAAAUCUAUGUCUAAAUUAUAUCUAAAACCCAUAUCUGAAUUAUAUAUAUAUAUAUAUAUAUAUAUAUAUAUAUAUAUAUAUAUAUAUAUAUAGAUAUAUUAUAUAUAUAUAAUUAUAAAUAUAAUUUUAAAACGCAAGUACUACCGGGCGAAUGGCUGCAUAUGUCUAUAUUUUUACAAUAUCUUUCGUCUGUCAAAGUUCAAUUACACAUUAAAUUAAUUACAUUUUACAAUUGCUAAUCAUACUUUGAUAGAUAAAUAGAUUGAAUAUAGCAGAAUUCUAAUAUAAUUUUUUGAAGAAACGCAUGACCCCUCGACGUAGAUUGAAUGAUUUGAAGUUUCAGUAUCUUGCAGAGUAAUUUUUCUCUUCUUCUUUUCUUCUCUUUUUUCGUUUUCUUCUUCGCUUUAUAAUUGUCGGUAAAUGAAAAGGGCACACUAGACCAUUACAAUAUUUAUUUCAAUGCAAUCCUCUUCUCUUGAAUUAGCCGAAAAUGUGUUAAUGAUCCUAAGAACGCGGUGAACAUAUGAUUUUAACAAAAAUAUAAUAUAAAUUCUUGUUCUUUGUACUAUCAUUUUAUAUUGCUAAUAAUAUUUGCGCAAAUAAAUAGAUUACAUAUAUCAGAUUUCUGUGAAAAAAUAUGAAGUAUAUAAAUUUGUGACCAUGAUCAAGAUUUUGUUUAAGAUUUGGAGAAUAAUAAUAAUUACUAAAUAUUUACUUAUCUAUUAUAUUUUAUUUUAUAUCAAUUUCGAAAAAAUAAUAGGUUAUCUUUGUUUUACUUUACUUAUGUAAAUAUUGUAAUAUAAAUUCUGCUAAAAUUAAAUAAACUAAAACGCUGUACAUUUAUUAAUAAAUUCUUUAAUUAUUAUAAUAUAUCAUAUAUAUGUAAUAUGUCAUGUCCAAAUAUUUAUUAUACUACGUUCACGGAGAGAACGAUCUUGUUCCAUUCAGUUUUAGACAAACUGGUCAUUAGGUGGGGGAACUUGAGCACGCUACUCAGUGCCGUAUGUACAAAUGAAAGUAUCAUUGUAUCUCAUCACAAUUAAUUCUCCAAUGUUAAUAAUAAAGUGUAAAAGCUUAUGUGCACAGACUCCCUUUUACGGCACCUACUUGACUCUUUUGAUGACAUGGUGGGGGCAAAAUGGGCGUUCCAUCGAGCAGGAUUUGUCCGAAUCAUACGAAAUGCCGGUCAUUUUCUCCGUGAACGCAAUAUAUAUAUAAUUAAUAAUAAAUAGUUUAUACACACACACACACACACACACACAUAUAUAUAUAAAUAGAGAAGAUGGCUUUACCCAUAGAGAUCUGGGAACGAAUAUUUUUAUAUGUUGAUCCAAUAACUCUUACAAAAUUAAAAGUUGUAUGUAAUUCCUGGAGAGAAAUUAUCGAUAAAAUUUUGAAGGAACAAAACUUUUGGUAUAAAAAAUGUAAGGAAGAAAUAUCACAAAAUAUAUGGAGUUUGUUGUUUGAAACAUUGUAUCCAAAUAGAUCAUAUGUUGAUUUGAAAAAUGCAAGAAGAGAAGGAGAAAUAUGGAUAAAUAUGUAUAAAUGGUGGACUAAGAUCAAGAAACUAACAAAUUAUGAUAUUUUUGUUGAAAGUUUAGAUCCAUUACCAAACUACCAUUUUCAAGAAAUCAUUACCUGUACUGCAGUACUGGAAAAUACUCUGGCUAUUGGUACAUCCAAAGGAUACAUUUAUUUUUACGAUAUUGAUGCUUUAAAUGAUAAACCAAGAUAUGUAGCAAAUCAUAUGGAAUUUUUAUGUAAAAUUAAAUUCUUGACAAAUAGUAGAAAAAUUAUUCUUGUAUCUUCUUGUAUAAAUAGUCAUAUCAAAUUCUGGGAUCUUGAAUCUAAGGAACUCAUUAAAAAGGAUCAUGGAAAAUUACUCAGUACAAGUCAAAGCUAUUGCUACAGUGUCAUAAAGAAUACAUUAAUUGUCCAAGGAUGUAUACCCAGGACAUUGUAUGAACUUCCUGUUGAUGAUAUUGUUGCUGGUGUUGCAGAUGGUAAUAAGGUUUCCUUUUAUACAAAGAAAGGACAUUUCCUUAAUGUACAGUUGACAGAAGGUGAAGAAGUAUUUAUCACAGAAUUUGUAAAACCACCAAAACUAUAUAUCCGUGAUUAUUAUAUGUUUACUAAUAUAGCAGUAUGCAUUACAGAACAGGGAUACUUAGGUUUUUCUAUUCAUGGUGGAAAGUGGAAAUUUCAUAAUAUACUUCCCAUAUUUCAUGGAACACCCACUGCUGUAUUAGUUUAUGCACAGCUUCUCAUAUUAGGUUUAAACUCAGGUCACGUUUGUAUAUAUUGUGUGGAAAAUUGGAAUAUGCUCGAUUUGAAUUCUACUUUGGCAAGACUAAUAAUAUUAGAUACAGAACCGAUUAUAUCAUUAAAUAUAAGCGCACAUUUUAAAGAAUGUAUAAUUGCAACAAGCAUCAAAAGAGUACACUUUAUUCAUUUUACAUAA
Vespula vulgaris is the source of this 5365-nucleotide messenger RNA. RefSeq lists its product as uncharacterized. Lineage: Eukaryota; Metazoa; Arthropoda; Insecta; Hymenoptera; Vespidae. The transcript has 8 exons. Bases 4187 to 5365 code for a protein of 392 amino acids. The record is from RefSeq and is a predicted model, not a curated record. Gene Ontology annotation, molecular function: protein binding.